AUGUCUUCCUACGGCGGCGGCGGUGGCUACCAGCGCGAUUCUUAUCGCUCCGGCGGUGGCGGCGGCGGCGGCGGCUACUCCAACGGUUACUCUAACGGCCAGGGAGGUGGCUAUGGUGGUCGCGGCGGCGGCUACAGCGGCGGUGGUGGUGGUUACGGCGGCGGCGGCUACAGCGGCGGCGGUGGUGGUUACGGCGGCGGCGGCUACGGACGAGGUGGUGGUGCCGGUGCCGGCGCUGGCGGUGACCGCAUGGGAAACCUGGGUGCUGGCCUGAAGAAGCAGGACUGGGAUCUCGAUUCUCUCCCCAAGUUCGAAAAGUCUUUCUACAAGGAACACCCCGAUGUUACCGCCCGGUCUCAGCGUGAAGUGGACGAAUUCCGCAAGAAGUGCGAGAUGACUGUCCAGGGACGUGAUGUCCCUCGCCCCGUCGAGACCUUCGACGAGGCUGGCUUCCCCCAAUACGUUCUGAGCGAGGUCAAGGCACAGGGCUUCGAGAAGCCAACAUCUAUCCAGUCUCAGGGUUGGCCUAUGGCCCUCUCCGGUCGCGACGUCGUCGGUAUUGCCGAGACCGGUUCCGGAAAGACCCUGUCUUACUGUCUGCCUGCCAUCGUUCACAUCAACGCUCAGCCUCUCCUUGCUCCUGGAGAUGGCCCUAUUGUCCUCAUCCUCGCCCCUACUCGUGAAUUGGCCGUCCAGAUCCAGGCCGAAAUCAGCAAGUUCGGAAAGUCCUCUCGCAUCAGGAACACAUGUGUUUACGGUGGUGUUCCCAAGGGUCCUCAGAUCCGCGAUCUGUCCCGUGGUGUCGAGGUCUGCAUUGCUACUCCCGGUCGUCUCAUUGACAUGCUCGAAGCUGGCCGUACCAACCUUCGCCGAGUCACUUACCUCGUUCUUGACGAGGCUGACCGCAUGCUGGACAUGGGUUUCGAGCCUCAGAUUCGCAAGAUCAUCAGCCAGAUUCGCCCUGACCGUCAGACCUGCAUGUGGUCUGCCACCUGGCCCAAGGAAGUUCGCCAGCUUGCUAGCGAUUUCCUCAACAACUACAUUCAGGUCAACAUUGGUUCAAUGGACCUCUCCGCCAACCACCGUAUCACCCAGAUCGUCGAAGUCAUUUCCGACUUUGAGAAGCGUGAUCGUAUGAUCAAGCAUCUUGAGAAGAUCAUGGAGAACCGUGGCAACAAGUGCCUCGUUUUCACUGGUACCAAGCGUAUUGCCGACGAAAUCACUCGCUUCCUCCGUCAGGACGGAUGGCCAGCACUUUCCAUUCACGGUGACAAGCAGCAACAAGAAAGAGAUUGGGUUCUGAACGAGUUCAAGACGGGCAAGAGCCCAAUCAUGGUGGCUACUGAUGUGGCUUCUCGUGGUAUCGAUGUUCGCGACAUUACUCAUGUCCUGAAUUAUGACUACCCCAACAACUCAGAAGACUACGUUCACCGUAUUGGUCGAACCGGUCGUGCGGGUGCCAAGGGUACUGCCAUCACCUUCUUCACCACUGACAAUGCUAAACAGGCUCGUGAUCUGGUCACUAUCCUCUCUGAGGCCAAGCAGCAGAUCGACCCCCGUCUCGCCGAGAUGGUCCGCUACAGCGGUGGCGGCGGCCACGGUGGUGGCUAUGGCCGUUGGGGUGGUCGUGGUGGCGGUCGCGGUCGUGGUGGUCACUCCACUGCUUCCAACUCUGCGCCGCUCGGUAACAACCGUCGCUGGUAG
Molecule: messenger RNA, 1704 nt
Organism: Aspergillus mulundensis
Lineage: Eukaryota; Fungi; Ascomycota; Eurotiomycetes; Eurotiales; Aspergillaceae
Product: DEAD-box ATP-dependent RNA helicase DBP2
Exons: 6
Coding region: 1-1704 (567 amino acids)
Biological process (GO): rRNA processing
Cellular component (GO): nucleus; ribonucleoprotein complex; cytoplasm
Molecular function (GO): ATP binding; RNA helicase activity; RNA binding
Source: RefSeq, a predicted model, not a curated record